GAGAGGGGAGGGGGCAGAUGAAGGGACAGAUGCUGUCCCCUAUCGGGCAGGAGGAGCAAGGGGUGAACCCUAGAGGGCAGCCCUGUCCUAACUACGGGCUCAACGAGACUGAGUUCCUAGUCGUCGGUUUCACCGAGCACUACUGGAGGAAGACGGUCGAGAUCCGCUCCCUUGAGGGGAGGGUGCUGGGCAUUGUGAAGCGCGGCUGCCCGGCAUGGACCAACUCGUUCGUGUGGAAGGUGCCGCAGGAGCACGCGUCCGGUUGCAGAGACCACGUGGACCCGAGCGUGUUCUCGUCCAAGUGUCAGAUGCCUGAGACCGAAGUCCUCUACACUGAUGAGUUCUCCGGGCUGCUCAACCCCGCGAGCGUGAAGAUCAUGGACUGCCAUGACGAUCAGAUCUUCACCCUGUACGAGGAGCAUCGGGAGGUCAUCGUGCACGACUACAAGAUCCACUCCGACUUCGUCGUCCAAGACCUCAACGGUAACGUCAUGGGCUACUGCAGGCAGGAUCAGCUCCCGCACGCCAAGGCCGAACGGUCCCUCGUCCGCGUCGGACAGCACAACUUCACCAUCGUUGACCUUGAGGGGGAGGCGGUCGCAAGCGCCAUUCGUCCUCUUCACUGGCCCAACGGGGCCACGGAGCAUGCCUGGCAUGUCACCAUCCAUCGCGAGUCGAUCCCCCUGACUCUGAGCGACGUUCGGAUCGUCGCAGUGGCGGUCGUGAACAACGUCCUGCUGCACGAGGAGGACGACUGGUGCUCGGACAUCGUCUUUGCGCUCACUCCCAUCCUCCUCACCCUCACCGCCAUCGCCAUCAUCGCCGCUCUCUCCACCUGCUACUCGUGGGCGAUGGUCUCGGGUAGAGGGUAAGAACUCCGUCAGUAACUCGUUCAGUUUGUCUCAAGUCACGCAAGUAUUAAGAUGUUCGCAUAAAGUUACGUGCGAGCCA
Guillardia theta CCMP2712 is the source of this 951-nucleotide messenger RNA. RefSeq lists its product as hypothetical. The transcript has 6 exons. Lineage: Eukaryota; Cryptophyceae; Pyrenomonadales; Geminigeraceae. Bases 18 to 872 code for a protein of 284 amino acids. The record is from RefSeq and is a predicted model, not a curated record.